CUCUGCUUCAUGGUUCUGGUAUGAUCUCUUUGCAUAUAUAGUGCUCAAAGUGGUCACGUAAUUUGCAGCUUAGCUCUGUUCUCUAUUUCCAGAAACGUGGGUCCCUUGCUUCCUUAUGCCCCUCUAUGCCUAACCCACGAUAGUGACCUAGCCUCAAAACAUCUCGGUUCAAUUCCUUGAAUGUCCAAACAAAGCGUCUGCUCAUUUUGCAUGCCUGGCGACUAUAGGACUUGCUCUGUGCUAUACAUAGCCGGCCCCUUUACCACACACCUCAGCUAGAACACCCUUAACCAAACAUGAAAUUCUUCCAUAUUCUCACUGGGUUUUUCUUCAUUUUCACAUGUUUGUGCUUUCUUCCAAUUCACGGUAGACUUUACAGUAACAGUAUAUCGUUAUCACCUUCUGCCGCACCUGAUGCUCUUAGCCCAAGUUACGAUGGCAAUGGACCUCCUGUUUAUAACAUAAGAUCCUUUGGUGCUGUUGGAGAUGGCGUCUCUGAUGAUACCCAAGCAUUCAAAUUGGCCUGGGACACAGCAUGUCAGGCUGAAGAAACAGGAACCCUCCUCGUUCCAGAUGGUUAUAUCUUCAUGAUACAGUCAACUAUAUUCACAGGGCCUUGUAAAACUACCAUCACAUUUCAGAUUGAGGGAACUGUUGUGGCACCGGAUGGGCCUGAUUCAUGGCCUAGUUAUAGCAGCAAGAGACAAUGGCUAGUUUUCUACAGAAUCAAUGGACUCUCAAUGCAGGGUACUGGAGUUAUUGAUGGCAGAGGAGAGAAAUGGUGGGAUCUCCCUUGUAAACCCCACCAUCACAAAGGAAACAAAGAUCACGGUCCAUGUGAUAGCCCGGUUGCCAUCAGAUUCUUCAUGAGUUCCAAUGUAACAGUGCAGGGAGUUAAAGUCAUGAACAGCCCUCAAUUUCAUUUUCGAUUUGACGGCUGCCAAGACGUCCAUGUAGAAAAGCUUGUCAUAAAAUCCCCUGCUUUAAGUCCCAACACUGAUGGAAUUCACAUUGAGAAGACAAAUAAUGUCCAAAUUUAUAAUUCGCUCAUCUCCAAUGGUGAUGACUGUGUGUCAAUCGGAGCUGGCUGUUACAAUGUGGACAUAAAGAAUAUAACGUGCGGUCCAAGUCAUGGGAUAAGCAUCGGCAGCCUUGGAAAUCACAAUUCCAGAGCUUGUGCGUCCAACAUAAGAGUGACCGAAUCAGUGAUAAAGCACUCAGAUAAUGGGGUUCGGAUAAAGACAUGGCAGGGGGGAGUAGGAGCGGUGUCCAACGUAACAUUCAGUAACAUCUUCAUGGACAUUGUUCGAAAUCCAAUCAUCAUUGACCAAUACUACUGUCUCUCCAAGAACUGCCUCAACCAGACAUCAUCUGUUUUUGUUUCCAACGUUUCAUAUUCCAACAUCAAAGGUACUUAUGAUGUGAGGAGCCCACCAAUGCGUUUCGCCUGCAGUGACUCUGUUCCGUGCACGAACCUCACCCUAUCAGAAGUGGAGCUUAUUCCCGCACAAGGCCAACUUCUGGCCAACCCAUUCUGCUGGAAUGCCUAUGGAACUAUGCAGACACUUACUAUCCCACCAGUUUUGUGUCUUUUAGAGGGAAAUCCACAGACUUUGCCUCAAGUUGAUACUGUAGGGUGUUAGACGGCAAUGGUUUAAGUAAAUAUUGCUAUAACCCUGUACUAAAAAAAAAAGAAAACAAAAAAAAAAGAACCCUAGGACUAGGAGGGGGCAAAAAAAGAAAAAGCGUAUCUGCAACAAUAGCAUAAACAGGUGUGUAUGAAAUGAAAUCUACAGAAGAGAAUUUAAGUAGCAAAAAGAAAAAGGCCUCCUUGUAUAACUUACCGUAUCAUACUUUUACUCGAUGAAAACUAACUCCAUACA
Neltuma alba is the source of this 1883-nucleotide messenger RNA. RefSeq names its product polygalacturonase At1g48100-like. Gene Ontology annotation, molecular function: polygalacturonase activity. The record is from RefSeq and is a predicted model, not a curated record. Gene Ontology annotation, biological process: carbohydrate metabolic process. Lineage: Eukaryota; Viridiplantae; Streptophyta; Magnoliopsida; Fabales; Fabaceae. The coding region runs from base 297 to 1643 and encodes 448 amino acids. The transcript has 6 exons.